Molecule: messenger RNA, 2743 nt
Organism: Wyeomyia smithii (pitcher-plant mosquito)
Lineage: Eukaryota; Metazoa; Arthropoda; Insecta; Diptera; Culicidae
Product: forkhead box protein P1-B-like
Exons: 5
Coding region: 633-1727 (364 amino acids)
Biological process (GO): regulation of transcription by RNA polymerase II
Cellular component (GO): nucleus
Molecular function (GO): RNA polymerase II cis-regulatory region sequence-specific DNA binding; DNA-binding transcription factor activity, RNA polymerase II-specific
Source: RefSeq, a predicted model, not a curated record
GACGGCGGCUGCAGAAGCUGCAAGGAUUUCCUACCGGAUGGAUGUGCACUUUUGUGUGGAAUAAGUAUCGUAGUGCAAUUCCGUUUUAAAUUGAUUUAUGACCGUACAAAACGUUUCAUGUCAUUCGUGUUUUAGUUCCUAAUUAAUUGGCUGCAGUUUAAAAGUAUAGAACAAGAAAUAAAGUGGAAAAACCCUUUACUUACAGAUAGAGACAAUCCAGACACGCCAGGAUGCAAUUUUCCAACAUGGAUGCACCAACUUCUACCCUUAGUCGGCUCAACGUUUCCGGACACAUUUUAAACUAUUGUUUUGACUGCCAUAAAACGCCGAUUUGAAGAAUUUAGUUUUAAUUACAAAGAUGCUCAAAUGUUAACAAAUCAUAAAUGAUCAAACUAUCACCGUUUAGUUUGGCGGAUUAUGCAGGUUCUAAUAUAGUGUCUUUCUUUUAUCCCUUCCCUUCUAAUUAAACAGAAGACUCCACCCUAAAUCUAGCUAUCCACCCUCUAUUCGGCGGAGGUGCUUGUCGGUGGCCAGGAUGUGAACGGGUCUUCGACGAUUUCGAUGACUUCUAUCAGCAUCUACAGUCGGAUCAUAUCAACGGGGAUUACUCGGCCGCCCAGGCUCGCAUUCAGAUGGAGGUAGUCUGUCAGCUGCAUUUGCAACUGCAAAAGGAACGGGACCGUCUGCAGGCAAUGAUUCUGCACUUGAACAGGAAAAAUGAAAUGGCGCGUAUUCCGAUGGCCGGCGCUGGUCCGUUUGCGCCGCAGAUUCCACCGCCGCCACCACCGUAUGAGUUUAUCACCGGAUUACGCUUUCCACCUGCGGCCGCAGCCGUUGCGGCAGUGGCUGCCGCUGGUAGUGACGGGGCGAUGGCCGAGGUGGCGCUACAACUGACGAGCAAGCAGCAUGCUGCAAUGCAUCACCACCACCAGCAGCAGCAGCAACAUCAACAUCAACAGCAGCAGGGUGGACGUGGCAGCAAGGGAGGAUCGGGUGGAGGUAUUCGUGCGAAAUAUUUUGCCGCGUCGCAACAGGAGCAACAAGACGUUGGUCCGGGUUUUAAGGAGAUGAAUUAUCCGGACGUGCAGGAUGCAAUCGCCAUGUUUUUCUUGUCGACAGAUGUGCACAAAAAUCGUGAAUUCUAUCGCAGCCACGAUGUGCGACCACCGUUUACGUAUGCUUCGCUGAUUAGACAGGCAAUAAUCGAAUCACCGGAGAAGCAGCUCACUUUGAACGAAAUUUAUAACUGGUUCCAGAAUACGUUCUGCUACUUUCGACGAAAUGCAGCGACAUGGAAGAACGCCGUUCGGCACAACCUGUCGCUGCACAAGUGCUUCAUGCGGGUCGAGAACAUCAAGGGCGCCGUCUGGACCGUGAACGAGGCAGAGUUUUGCAAGCGUCGGCCCCAAAAGCUGGGAAUAAUGCAGUUUAAAUUUCAGAACGCCCCCGCUCCCGGCCUGCUGACGACGGGUGGCAAGAAGCACAAGGCGAUGUCGGGUCACCACCCGAUCGGUCCCGGCGAUGCCCUGUCGGCACCGAUUCCAUCGUCCAUGGGUUCGACCCUGUCGGCACCGCCCUCCUCGCUGUCGAUGGGGUUGAAACCUCCGCCCGGUGUUUUUUACUACAAACGAACGCAAUCAGGACGAACCUGUCGCUGCACAAGUGCUUCGUCCGGUACGAGGACGAUUUCGGUUCGUUCUGGAUGGUGGACGAUCACGAGUUUUUGAAGCGGCGCCAUUUAUCGCGAGGGAGGCCCCGGAAGUACGACAUCACGAUGGCCCUGGAGGCGGACGAACACGGCGGUGGGCCGCUGAGUUCCGGAGCAUCCUCCGGCAGCCUCCAUCCGACGGCCGUGAGUGGAAACGGUGGUGGCGCCGUUCAUGUGGGAGGCGCAAUCGAGGAAACCACACCACCGCCACUGAUCGGGGGGCUCUGCUUCGAACCGGGUGGCAUUCCCGAUCGGGUCGGAAGCAUUGGACUGAGAUCUCCGAAGCGGGAGUAUAUUAGACGGUAAUUUGGUAACAAUUGCUUUUCGUAGUGUGCAAGUAGAACCCUAGAUUAAGUUUAUCUGAAUAAGAUUAAGGUUUAUUGAAAGGUCAUAUAUAAUCCAGAACAACGAAGUACUAGUUUUAAGUUUAUUUCUAAUGUACAUUGCUUCACCUGAACUCGUUGAAUUUAAUUUUCGUCCGUCCUAUAACAGGUUUAGGUUCGACUUUAGCAAGUACUACUGAAUCAAUUUCACAGGAAACGGAUGGGUAAAACCAACGGAGAAACCGUCUACAGUGAGAAUAGUUUAUUAAAUUGUGGUUUCAUUUCAGAUAUUGCGUGUUAUUUUUGAAAGGCUACUUCGAAGGUCAUCCGUGCAAGUUCCUGACAUUUGUUCCAAGGAAGGCCGUCAAACUUUCACACACCCUGGCAUUGCAGCGAAUGUCGACUCACGUGAAUUUUAAGUUUUAUUUUUUAUGAAAAUACUUUGUUACACUUAAAAGUGCCUUUUCAAAUAUUCUGGUUUUCAAAAAAUUAUAUUUAUUAUCAUGAUUGCAUAAUUAGAUGACAAUUUUCUAAAACUACUUUUCCAAAUUUAAAUUUUCAGAUUGUUGUGAUUAGAUGUACGAAAAAUAAUAAAAUCUUACUUGGAAGCAGGUUCUCAACAUAAUGAUAACUGAAUUGAAGCAGAGUUGGCUAUUCAGCCACUAUCAAAAGUUGAGCGAGCUUCUCAUAGUUCCGAUGUAAAUACAACAGA